Messenger RNA from Naegleria gruberi, 2724 nucleotides. RefSeq lists its product as uncharacterized. The record is from RefSeq and is a predicted model, not a curated record. The transcript has a single exon. Bases 1 to 2724 code for a protein of 907 amino acids. NCBI's taxonomy places the organism in Eukaryota, Heterolobosea, Eutetramitea, Acrasida, Naegleriidae.
AUGGAGCAACAACCUCAAAUGCCACCAUCAGCAAAUGGCAUCAAUCAGCAAGUCAAACCACACCCUUCUCAAACACAACAUAUAUCCCCAAGUGUCAAUGGAGGUGUGAUGGAUGGUUUACCACCGGGAUCAGGUCAAGCUUUUGUUCAACCAGCACACCCUCACGUCCAUUAUCAUCAUGUUGAUCCAAAUAUGCAAAGAAAACAAGUGAUCCCUCCACAAGUAAUAACCCAAACAGGAACACAAAUGCCAUCUUACUAUUAUCCACAACAACCAUAUUAUGCUGUACCUGGACAACCAUAUGGUAUGUCACCACAAUCAUUUCCAUAUGCACCUUAUGGUUAUCAAUAUCCAUAUGGUGCACAAACAGCAUAUCCACCAUAUCCACACCAAGGACACCAACCUCAUACAGUUCCUCCUAUCCCUAAUCAACCUCAAGUUACACAAGUUGUUGCUAAACCUGCAACACCAUCAACCACUCCUAAACAGAAAAAAAAGAAAUCUAAACCUGUUAACCAAUCUAAUGCUAUUUUCCCUAGUCAAUCUAAAUCGAUAUGUCCAACUGAUUCAUUCAAUGUUGGAAGAAAGAAUGAAAUUCUCUAUUUGGUGGAGGGGUUUACAAUGGAUAGAGUUUUACAAAAUAUUAAUGUGCAUAUCCAAUCAGGAAAUGAGGUCACUAUAUCAGAAAAGCAAGUUUUGAAAAUAGAUAUUUCAUCCCUGGAAGGAAAGGCCCUCAAAAUUCAAAUUUAUAUUUGUCAGCUCAAUGUGGACAAAAUUCAAGACACAACAAUACCAUUACAUUUAUUUAUGGAAUAUCCAGUCAAUAGUGAAGAAUUAGAAUUCCAAGAUUUAUCGUUUACUUACCAACCAAAUCUCUCCAACGCAAGAUCUCUCUAUUUUUUGAGAUUUGUCCUUUUGGAAACUGUGGAUAAGGUUGAUAAGGUUGUAAAUUUCUGUGACAGCUGUAAUUUUAUGAUAGUAUCUCCAAGUAACAAGAAGAAGAAGAGUACUUCUUCACAACCAACACCUACAAUUCAGCACAAUACUACUAUACCGCCUGCUACUUCGACAACACCAACACUUCCUUCUCUCCCUCAAAAUAAUGUUUCAUCCUUAACAAAACCCCCAUCUAAGGGAGGUGAGGCCCCAACUGUAGAAUUCUUGAAGCGAUUAAUUUCCACAGCGCCUAAAAAAGAACAUUUGAGCCAUUGGAAUAAUUUCAUGGUUACUCUUGAUCAAUUGAAUGUGUAUGAUGGAAACUUUUUAAAGAAAGCUGAGGACAUUUCUGACAGCAUCAAGAGGGGAGGAAGAUUCUCUGUAUAUCCUUGCAUUGAGCAAUGCUGCCCUUCUUUUGGACCAAUCAGAGGAGGAAUACAAGUUAGCAUUAACGUGAAAGAUUUAGAUGUUUAUGAUGAAGAUGAUUUAUCAAUUUUUAUUGAUGAUAUCAAGAUUUCAAAGAAGGAUAUCACUUCUAUACGACCAACUAAAAUAGAAUUUUAUUUACCUGCACUGAAAGGAUCACGUAUUCCAGGCCAAGUAGAUGUUUCUAUUUCUGUAGAUAAUGGAUUUGAAUGCUAUUCUCAUGUAUUGUACAAUUCUUUUGAAUACGUCCUUGAUGAGGAAUUUGAAAAGAGGAAGGGUACUAUUCCUAUGAAGGAAAGAUCAGCUACUGGUCUUGUACAAGUUGUUACUAUCAAGCCAAUCAAUGGUACAGCAGAAACUAAUGAAGAAGAAUACGGAGAUAUCAACGAAAAAAUGGAUAUCUAUAAUGGAGAAUCUUGUCAAUACAGUUCAUGUAUCCACUUUGAACGUGGAUAUUUGGAUAGCUCAAAGUUAGAUCCAAAACAAAGGUUCAUGUGGGUUCUUCGCAGAGCUGAUUCUGAGAGUCUCUAUGGUUCUCAAGUUGCUAAUGAAGAUCACGCAGGUGUAAUAUUGAGAGGUGAAGCGAUACUUAACAAGACAAAGAUGGCAGACAUUUUGGAAAUGUGUUUUGAAAUUGAUAGAAGAAUAUCAAGUGAAAAGCUUGGAGUUGCAAUGAGUUUGCAACUUUUUGAUAGAGAGACAAAGAAAUACCUGUAUACAUCUAAGGCACUUCACAUUCUUACCAGACCACCAAAGCCAGUCCAAUACAGCAGUUUCAAUGAAGACGAACGUGUUCUUCAACUUUUAGAUAAGAUCAAAACAAGAAAGAGAAGACGUGGCAGAAAUGCUAUUGCCUUUGAUCCUAACUUGAACUCCCUAGGCCAGCCAAUGACACAUGCACUCUGCCUUUCAGAUAAUGAAGUUGAAAUUCAAAAAUCAUUCCAACAAUUCCAUUUGGAAGUGAAUGACCAAUUUUCCAGAAGUCCUUUCCACUUGGCUUUUGCUGCAGGAAAUUUGAAUGCUGUAAAAUUCUUUAUGGAAAAGAUUGCAGUCUCUCCUCACAUUUAUUUAUUCCAGAGAGAUUGUUAUAAUCAAACACCUUUCCAUCUUGCGUUCAAGUUUUACAGGACUAAAUUCCUGGUUGAGUGUUGCGCAUUCCUUAAAGAAAAACUUGAUAAGUCAACAAAUAGGAAUGAAAAUUCUCAAAAUGUUGAUAUCUCUCCAACUGUCCAACAGAAACAAGAUAAAAAGAGAAAAACACCUUCAUCAUCCAAUGAAACAACCAAACGAACCAAAGUUGAAGUCAUCAGUUCCUCUGACGAUGAGGAAGAAACCAGUCUCCACCUGCAAGAUGAUGAAUAA